CCUGCUCCAAUGCAAAUUCUUCCGCGGAAACCCAGACCAGGUCGCCGGCGCGGAUGGGACAUGGUACUCGAUGCCUGUUGGCCUGCUGCUGCAUGCGGACUUGAGCCUUCUGCAUAUUUGCUCGGGCUUGAGCCAGCAAUUCCCUGUACUUCCUGACGGAAGCGGGAGAGCAAGCCGCAUCAAUGUCGGCUGGUCGUGGGAGGAGAAGAUCGGCGAAGAUACGGCCUUUCCGUCCACCGUGGUGCAACUCGAAAGGAGUUACGCCAAUCGCCGGGUGCAUGCAUGACUGCGCACAUGAUAAGAGGGCAAAGCAUGUAGAGGAUGUGAAGGAGAAGCUCCACCGUAUCUGGAAGCUCAUCAGAGGCUCCAACUACACCGUGGGUCAGCAGGAGGAAUGUCGAAGCACCGGAUCCCUCAAGUUUAGCCUAUUUUGCCCAAAAAUCAGUUUGCUGCUGUCCUCGUUGUGUGAACCAGAAUGGGAAGGGGAGUUCACAGCGGUGCAGAUCAAGGUAUCUUUUCAGGUGAGAUGGGCCCAACAGAACCAACCCCCAAGUUCCGCCAGCCCCCCACCGCUCUGCCAGGAAAGGAAGCAGAGCGAUGGCGCUUUGCCACGGAUAGAAGACAUAAACAUGGGGGUGUUGACGGAGGAGGAGAAGGAAAUGGAGCAUCAAAAGAGGGUUAUGCAGGAAGGCAAGGGUGCCUGCUCCGCCCAGGAGCAAAUGAAACCCGUGCCGCAGCUUACCUGGGCAGACAAGCUCAGGAAUCCCCUCCAAGGCCAGGCCCUGACCAUUCAGCGUGGUCAGGGCAGCCCGGGGACCGGGAAGCUUGAGAUUCCCCUAGAUGGGCUACCGCAGGCACGUGCAUUCUUCAUGACCAAAUUUCUGCUCCCAUCUGAAACAAGGGUUGUAACCCAAGGGGGCAAGCAAGUCAUGGUGAAAGCCUACCCCAACCACGGAGUUGAAAGCAGGGACGAGAUCUAUACAAAGCACGCCAGCAAUUGGGUGUUUCACGAUGAUGCGGCCUUCAAGUCUGUAAACGAUAAAGCCAGAUGGAUUGGUCGCCGGCUUGAAAUCUUGAAAAACAGUGCUGAUCUGGCCCGCGAUCACUUUCUGGUACAGCCAGUGACAAAUAACGUAUUCACCGUCUUAGCCCUGCAUGAAGCGGACAAGAAAGAGAUGGAUGGAUGGAAGAGGCUUCGCUGUGAACGAUCGAAGGUAACGAUCCACCCGUGGGUACCGCAGCGUAGGCUGGGACCGGAGGAGAAGAGGGCGCAACUGAUGCGGGAUUUCCACUGGGUUGAAUUCCGUCAAAUCCCGGUCGAAAUCCAGGCGGCCUUUGUAUACGAUUUCGGCUUGCUUUAUGAUAUCGUUGCCUUCAUUGACCCCCUUCCCUCUUACGUGGCUAAGAGGGACGAUUAUCUGAUGCUGGCUCUGGACUUCCCCCCGGGCCAGCCCUUCUCCCUAGACGAUAUUGAACAAGGGGGGGGAAACGGGGAGACGCGACGGGGGUCGGGCGAAGAAGUGGGGAGGCACGAUGUUGUGUCAAUGGAGAUCGAGACUACGCACGACAGUCCCACUGCGUUGCAGGGUUCGGGGGGUGGGGAAAUGGAGGUGGUAGCGGGGUGGAAAGGACCAAGGGAGGAGGUUCAGAUGCAGGAAGGGGGGCUGCAGGAGGACCAGAUGGUGGAAGUGGACCCCUUCCAACCUGCUUUUGACCCGGAACCAGUGGAAGUUGACCCGCUCCCGACAAAUGUCGGUGCAGUGCUAGAAGGGUUACCAUGUGAGGAGGGAGAGAAGGAGGGGAUCCCGCCGCAGCAUUUGCCUGUAGAGCAGAAACUGGUUGAUAUUGCGGACUGGCUGUUGACUAACCUCAAAGCGAAAUACGGCCCUCUCACAGACGACUUCUGGGACAGAACGUAUUUGGAAUUGUUUCCCAUGUUGGACAUGAGCGCUGCGCUUAAAGGCGUCCUGGAAAAUGGGCUGCAAUGUGGUCUUAAGUGGACGGAGGUGUGGCACAGAGUGGCCUCCAUCGUAUUAGCAAGGUUUCAGCCGCCCCCUGCAUCACACCCAGCAGCAGCGGAAGAGAUAAAGGUAAGCAAUCAGACCGAGGGGUCGAUCCUUCAGUCACCAGUCUUGCCACCGGGCCCGGCCCCCUCGGACCUAGACGAGGACGCACCGCUGGACCUCGUGAGAAGAAGGAAAUUAAGGCAUUUGAUAGAGAUGGGCCAAGACACGGGGCCACUGUCACAAGAGGCGACGCUGCUACUCCCAGUUCGGAAGAAAAACAGGAAAUGGGAGGUUGGCCUGACACCGGUUGAUCAUGGCAAAAUGAAAGGAGUUACACUGCAAGGGUGGUCCUCCUUCUGGGCGGGACACUGCAGAUCUGAGGCAGCAGCUGGCAUCUUUCAAAUGCAGCUGGAAACGCACAUUGCAGAGUUUAUGCCCCCUGGAGCACAGGCCACUGCCCCCCUGGUAAUAGAACCUAAUAGAGCCUCUCAAAGAGACACCCUCAUCCGUUACGACCCGGACAAGGAUGCAGGCCUGAGAUGGUUUACCCCCCCAGAGCUGCUUGACAUGCAAACAGUUAAGACCAAGGCCAGCGAGGUGAUAGUGGAUGCAUUUGGAGGAAGGGUAGAGGAGCAUGAGGCAGUGGGAGGUGUUUGCGAUGCCUGGGAAUCGUCCGGUGGAGGGGGCGUCGCCGGAGAGGGGGAAGGCAAACGAAUUGUCGAUGUCAGAUGGGCCAUCGGUGCGACGAAGGAUGUCACUGGUGGCGGAGACAAUAUGGCCGAGGUAUUCGGCGCUCGAAGCGGCAAACGUACAUUUGCUGAUCUUGGCGUAGAAUUUUUGCUCUCGGAGGAUCGUGAGGACUUGGCGGAGGUGCUGAAGGUGGGACUCGAGGGUGGGGCUGAAGACAAGGAUGUCAUCAAGGUAGACAACGACACAGACUUCGAGGAGGUUGAGGAAGAUGUGGUUCAUGGUGGAUUGGAAGGUAGCGGGGGCAUUGGUGAGUCCGAAUGGCAUCACGAGGAACUCGUAGUGCGCGAACCGAGAGUGGAAGGCGGUCUUGUGAGUGUCCUCCUCGCGGAUACAGAUCUGGUGGAAGCCACUACGAAGGUCGAUCUUGGUAAAGUACUUGGCUCCACGGAGACGAUCAAGGAGCUCGGAAAUCCGAGGUAGGGGGUACUUGUUCUUGAUC
Molecule: messenger RNA, 3195 nt
Organism: Chara braunii
Lineage: Eukaryota; Viridiplantae; Streptophyta; Charophyceae; Charales; Characeae
Source: the annotation of a GenBank genome assembly